AUGAAUGCUACCCGACGAGUCGCUUUGCAGGAAAAUGGAGAAUGUCCGGAAUGUGGCAAUUAUCGGGAGCUUAACGACUCGCUGGGACCGUGGGCGUGCACUCCUUGUGCCAACAAUUUCCGGAAAAACGCCGGACGUCUGCCCGCCAAGAAAUGCGAGCUGAACUGCUCCGCCGCGCAGAACUGCACCUUCCACAGGGUGCUGAGGGGAAUCGCUCGGGGCUAUCGGCUGCCGCAACAUAUUCGGAUGCCCGAC
Messenger RNA from Mesorhabditis spiculigera, 255 nucleotides. The record is from the annotation of a GenBank genome assembly. NCBI's taxonomy places the organism in Eukaryota, Metazoa, Nematoda, Chromadorea, Rhabditida, Rhabditidae.